UUGCAAGAAAAACCUACAUCGCAACCCGCGCCUCAGCCCGCGCCACAACCCGCGCCACAACCCGCGCCGCAGCCCGCGCCGCAACCCACGUCGUACUUCGCGCCGCAACCAGCACUGCAGAUCGCACCACCCGUACUUCAACAGUGUGCGCCGCAAUACGCUCCGCAACAUACCGCGCCGCAGAAACGGCCAAAUCAUAUAAAAGACGGGCCGGCCGCUAGGGUCAGCAGUCGCUCUCCAGCCACCGAAAAGGCACCAGCAAGAAAAGAAAAAGUACAAGUUCCUCCUCACCGCCGCUUGCCUCCAGUUAAAAGCAAGACCAGCGCGUUUUAUUCCAUUUUUCGCACGGCAUUACGGCGAUCCGUAAUAAAUACAAGUGGUAAUAUUUAA
Parnassius mnemosyne (clouded apollo) is the source of this 390-nucleotide messenger RNA. The record is from the annotation of a GenBank genome assembly. NCBI's taxonomy places the organism in Eukaryota, Metazoa, Arthropoda, Insecta, Lepidoptera, Papilionidae.